CCGUUAGCAGCUCGAGUAGCACCAGUGACCGGGGGGGGACAGGAUCAGGAUAUCCACCGCUAAUUCAUUGAUAAAAUAACUCCGUGGACGUUGCAGCACUUAAUAACAUCCUAACACGGGGGUAACCGAUAGGAACUGGUUGCAGUGCGAUAACCCCGCUCCAGCUGUUGGGAUAUGGCCAGGCCGGAACAGGUUCUGCUCUUGGAGCCUCAGCACGAACUGAAAUUCAGAGGUCCAUUCUCAGACGUGGUCACCACAAAUCUCAAGCUCUCCAACCCAACAGACAGGAAUGUGUGUUUCAAGGUGAAGACAACAGCACCGCGCCGGUACUGUGUGCGGCCAAACAGCGGAAUCAUCGAUGCAGGCACCUCAAUCAACGUAUCAGUUAUGCUGCAGCCUUUUGACUACGACCCCAAUGAGAAGAGCAAACACAAGUUCAUGGUCCAGUCCAUGUUAGCGCCUCCUGACAUGACUGACAUGGAGGGAGUGUGGAAGGAGGCUAAGCCAGAGGAGCUGAUGGACUCCAAGCUGAGGUGUGUUUUUGAGAUGCCAGUGGAGAACGAAAAAACGCAUGACAUGGAGUCCAACAAGAUGAUGUCGUCCAGCUUGCUGAAGUCAGACUCGUCUGCGCUGCCUGCGAAGUCACUGAGCUCCACCCUUGAUGACGGGGAGGUAAAGAAAAUCAUGGAGGAGUGUAAGAGGCUGCAGAUGGAGGCUCAGAGGCUACGGGAAGAAAACAAACAGAUCAGGGAGGACGAUGGUCUGCGGAUGAGGAAGAGUAACGUGAUGUCAUCUCAGCACACCUCAGUUGGCAUGAAGAAAGAGGAAGGGUUGAGCGCCCGCACGGUGGCCCUCAUCAUUCUUUUCUUUGUGGUGGGCGUCAUCGUGGGCAAGUUGGUCUUGUAGAGCGCAGAGAAGUUCGGUUGGCCGCAGCAUGCUUUCGGGGGAUGAAAACAAAUCACAGAAUGUGGGAUUUUGGAUCAGAAAACGCCAUAUCCGCUGGGUGGGGGGUGGUACAAGUUUUGAUUCAGUCUAAUUUAUGUAAAAAAAAAUUUCAAAGGUAAUGUAUGAGGAAAAAAAGAAAAAAUAAUCUUAUGAACAAACCUACUGUUACAGGUCUUGCCUCUACGUAAUCAUCACAUAAUCAUUCUGGCCCUCUUCCCAAAGUUUCAUGUAUACAGAUGACUGGUUCGGUGGGUGGGGGGUAAUGGAAACAUGACUUAAUGCUAGUGAUUCAGACCAAUGGAUUUUCUAACACCGGCGAGGUAGUGUUGGUGCGAUUGAGUCAGUUUGCAAUUGUGUGAAUGUCAUUUUAGUGUAUUGCUAUUUCUUUUUCUAAAUGAUGGAGGCCAGAUCGUAUGUAUAUGUAUACGUAAUCCCCCCAACUGUACAGUAUAUCCAGGUGUUCCUUCCAGCUAAACCCCCUUUAAGGAAGGGAUUUACCAGAGCGAUGAUCCACAAAGUCGGGGUUUCACACAGGGCUAUCAAACUGACUCUUCCAAUCAGAGGCUUUGUAAAAUCGGCUUGUCUUUGAUUGUAGAACCUUGAUCAGUGUAUGAAACACUAUACCAUAGGUAUUUUCUUUCCUCGUGUCCUUUUUAUUUUCAGUCUACCUUAUUCCUGCCACCUGUCACUAGGUGUUCACCACACCCCCAGUUGUCAGAGGGGGAUGUUUGAUUGCAUGCGUUCACUCAGAGUGUUGCAUCUGGACUUUUGAAUCUAAUUUAAUUGCUUUUAUAAUGGUGAUAAUAAUAAUGUCAUUUGGCUGUAGGUUUGCACAACUACAUUUUCUGAUUUUCUUUUUCUCUCUUUUCUGUUUUCUGGCAUUUUUAUGAUUUUAAGUAUUUUUUUUGUUGUUAGGGUUGAUGCAUUUAAGAAUAUUGCAGCUACCUGAAAUGAGAUUUAUAGGAUUAGAUCGUUUCUGUAAAUGUUCUCCAGAUGAAAGCCUUGCCUUGUGACCUUGGGCAAGUUAUUCUCAGGCCAAGACAGAGGUAUAUAUACAGUACAUUAACAUAUAUAUAUAUACACACAUACACAAACACACGGAAAGCAUGCAUACAUAUAGUGAGAGAGAAACCACAAAUGGACAGAAGGUGCAUGUAGAAGCGAAUGGUUUUGAGUUUUCCUGACAACAUCAACACCAACUAGGUCUUGUCCUGACAAAGGGACCUUGUUUCCUCAUAUUUUCCUACUGAGCCAUACAUUUGUUGACAUUAUGUUUUGUUUGGGCAAAUGUAUGUCAGAGAUCGACUCAGUUGCUGUGUCUCAAAUCACGUACUUCCAUACUCACGCCGCUACAUAGUGGAGGGGGAGGGACCACCAACGACUUUUCAAAUUUGUGGAAAUGGUGGCCUAGGAAGAACAAGUGGUCUCCGCCAAUCAGGGGUCGUAUUAAACAAAUAUUUUCCAUCACUGAAAUUUUUUUUUUUUUUUUGUCCCCCCCCCCAAAGUUCCUGAACCUUUGGAAAGUACUACCCCCUGUUCAGGUACCUUUUUUGGGGUCGAUCAAUUACCCCGGAACUAAAUUUAGACCCUGGCUCCUUCGGUGGAAACGCGCAUAGUUCCUCAAAUGGUUCCUGGCGAAAGUUCCUACGGUGGAAACUCGGCUUAUAUGGGUGCUGCCAGUGCAUUGAAGAGCGACGGACUGGAGGCCUUCGAGUGUAUGUAGCACGGGUCACAGAGGGGUGCAGCGACGUCCCUGCUCUUGAAGCAAGUGCUUGCAAGAUCGGAAAAUCCCACAUUCAGGGAGUCUUGCUGAUUUCUGAUCACUUCCCUGGGAGAAAUGUUCCCCGACUUCAAAACUCUGGCUGAAAUGGCGCUGGUAAUUCCAGUCUCCAUUCAAAAUAAAAUUACGGCCAUGAGAAUUCGUCUGUCCAAGGCAAAGAUCCAAAACCUAAUGACAGCUGCCUCUGCAGCAAUCUGGUUAUGCCCAAGGGAGCACCCGUUUAAAUUCAUGGAGGAAGGUUCGGGCUCGGCUUUGAGUUUGACGACUUUUACCACCCUGACAGACAACGAAAAAAGUCUAACGCAACCUCUUUUGCCGAUUGCAGCCUUACUUCUAUGUCGCAUGAAAGAGGAAACAGUAAAUCAUAUGCGCGGAGAAGCCAGCAGAAAUUUUGGCGGCCGACAAUCCCAUUCAAAUGAUGCGAUCGUCAUUUCCGCUAAGUGCACAAUGGCAGUGUUUGAUUUGAGACAACACUACCCUGUUGGAUUUCACGCACUACACCAGUGAGUAUACUGGGUACACAGUGUACUACAUGUAAGUACUGAAUGAAGUGUCCGAUUUGAGACACAGCAAGUGUUUUAAGAUGGCUGCUGCAGUUCUCAACUGCUGUUCAUUUUGCUGUUUUUUUUUUUUUUUGUCUGUUUUUCUUUCACUCCACUGCAGGCCUUUGCUCAGUUUUUGGUGUUUGUUCAGCAUUUAUCUGUUGCUUAUUAAUGUUAUAUCCUCACUGCAUUUGAAGUUGUGUUCAUUUUUAAUGCACUAAAGUUACGAGUGUUUCUCCUUUGAUCUUCCUGCAGCUUAUAACAUAUUUUUUUCUCAAGCAAGAGGAAAAAAGCAUACAGCCUAGCUAUAGCCGUGAGGGGAUCACAUGAUGGCAUUGUACUGUUCCAGAGCCAAUGGUUAUUUUUGUGUCAAAAAUAAACAAAAGAAAAACAUACUCAAAUUGUUUCAUCUCCCAAUUUGCAUAUUGAAGAAUAAUGCAUUGGAAAGUGUCAUUCUACUUUGCAUUAUUUGAAGGCAGUCGGUUACAUUUUAUCCCAGUGUAUCCUCAUAAGAUGAGUAGGCAGGAGUGUAUUCCACUUUGCUAAACUGAAAAUUAAAAAAAAAAUUACAAAAAUCCACCAUCUUUUCAUUUAUAGCGUAGUAGGAGACAAUAGAUUUGGCUGGCGGGUAAGAGAUGAAAAUAAACAUGAGCGUGUAUUUCUACUGUAUCUCUGUAAAGUUGUUGGGUUGAGGAUGACUUGCUGCUUAGAGGGAGGGCAGAGCAGACCUGAGCUACAGUCCCAUCUUGGGUUGUCAGGCCUGGGUCACAUAGUACUUACAGAAAAUUAUUGUUGUUCAGUUAAUCCUGGGUGGAGUAUCAGAACAUUUAACACAAGGAAAAUACUUCCACCUACCAGAAUAUACUGUUACGUCAGUGUUGGUACUCCAAGUAGGAUUAAAGAAACAAAAAUAAUUACAUGUAAAUACUAAUGGAUCCAGGCAUAGUUGUAAAACACACUACACUGACCUGUCCUGGAGUCUCUGACCAUCACCGUGAUCAAUGUAAGCAGUCGGAAAACUGUUUUGUAUGUAUAUAAAUAAAUAAAUAAGUCUAUCUGAGAAGAAGAUUAAUAUUCCUAGUACAGUAGUCUCUCUGGUGUAUAAAAACAACCCAACCUGGUUGGACUAUGUAGCAUCUUAAUAAAUUAAAUGAAUAAAGCCCA
Molecule: messenger RNA, 4431 nt
Organism: Seriola dumerili (greater amberjack)
Lineage: Eukaryota; Metazoa; Chordata; Actinopteri; Carangiformes; Carangidae
Gene: vapb
Product: vesicle-associated membrane protein-associated protein B/C-like
Exons: 6
Coding region: 175-906 (243 amino acids)
Biological process (GO): endoplasmic reticulum membrane organization
Cellular component (GO): plasma membrane; endoplasmic reticulum membrane
Molecular function (GO): FFAT motif binding
Source: RefSeq, a predicted model, not a curated record